AUGGUCUUUUCAGAGAAUUCAGUCAACAGACGCAGCGGUGUCAUGGUCGUCUCAUCGAAUACAGGUCCGCCACGGCUCGACCUCGCACUCGCCCGGGGCCGCCGCGGCACGUUUGACAGCUUCGACAGCGGCAGCGAACGCGGAUUCCACCCUCGCACGGCGCGGUCGUCCAACGACCUCUUCACACAAGCCCUCAGCAGGAUCGAUACGGCAGAUUGCGACUCGGAAUGGGGCGCGGUGCGCGCGAGCGCCAGGGAGAACUGCGACAGAGGGGGCAUGGCGGAUCUCAUCGACUUCUUCAGGACCACGUCGCCGCCGCCAGAGUUUCCUUUACAACAGUCCCUCUUUGAAGAUGACGCCGCCGCCACCGUCGCCACCGAAUCCCGGGAGCAGCAGCAGCAGCGGGACAGAUGGGGACUGCUGAAAAAGUUGCGCCGGCCGCGCACGCGGGCUAGGUCAGAGUCGCCCGUCCGCCGGCCCCGGACCGCAGGACUUCCCAACUCUGCCGUCGCGUCCAAGACGAGCAGCGGCAACUCGCAUAUCGCAAUCUCCAUCCCGUUGGAGUACUGCCAUGUAGGACCCGACUCUGACUGGGCCCUCGCCAUCUUCAACGCCACGCCACCAUUACCCCCGACUCCCCCGGUGAGAAAUAGCGACGAGGAAACCAGAAACGGCGUCAGGCCUUAUGCUAGUGAGCGUACGGUCACUGUCCUCAAGACUGUCAGCGAGAAGGGAUCCAUCUCUACGCUCGACACGAUGAGCACCAGGAGGGGAUGCAAGGGCUCGGUGUCGAUAUGGCCCAAGAUCAACCCCAACCCCAUGAGCCCGCCCAGGACGCCUUACACGACACCUCCGGGCAGCUUGCGUGGGCGCUCGUCAAUGUCAAAGACUAGACGCGACCGGCUGCCUCCUCCGCCGCCUCAGUACGCUGAGCUGCCGGCUGAGCCCGUCCAUGUAGCCAAAAACUCUUUCAGCGGUCUCGAUAAGGAGUGCGGGUUCACUAGGGGUGAGGCUCAAAUCCCAAAUACCAAGAGACCCAGGGCCAGAACAACACCAAGGCGGCCCGAGAAUAUCGUGCUGCCGCCGAGGAGGUCGAGCAUCAAGAUCGUGAGGCCGCAAUCGGAUGCGGUCUUGGACAGUCAGAGGUCAAUCGAUGGCAUCCUUGGCGGUGGCGGUUCGCAACGCCAGAGUGUGCUGUCGGACGGCCCUCAACUGAGCCCUGGGGCCUUUUCAGAGGCACACUCCAUCAGUCCAAGCAUCGCAACUACAGAAUUGUCUGAGCCGGUCAUAUCGAGCGCACGUUCUGCAAAAGCAUACUCAAUGGCAUCUAUCAAGCAAGCCGACAUGCCGGUUCUACCAUCCCGGCAGUCCUUUUCUGUCCGGCCGGGGAGUAGCGACACAGCGCAGACCACUCUGGUGGGAGAGUCCCUAGCUUCUAGGAACCCCUCCACAAGGACUGCUGCCUCGAGGCAAAGUCGCAAGGAGCGUGUCAAGUCUCUCAAGCAAAGAGACAUGGAUGCGCUGCGAGCCCUUACGAGACAAGGACCCCAAGACGAGGACGGCGAGGUGACGCCAAGGCCCAGGACCUGCGAGACGGUCAUCAGCUCCCUGCGCCUCCCUUCUCGAGAUGGGACGUUCGGAUCCAAGGAUCACCUCCCGCAGACAAAGUUGUCUGCCACGAACUUGGCACACAUGGCCAAGUCUCACAAGAAGUCGACAAAACAUAACAAACACGGUACUGCAACAAAAAUAUCAGACUGGCAGGCCACGCAAGAUACCGAGACGGAGACCCCGGGAUGGGAGACUACGCAAGAGGAGCUGACGCCCGGCUGGGAAACCGCACAGGAGACGCCCACAAUCGACUGGGAAAAGACGCCGUUCCUAGGGGACAUCACGGCGGCUGACUAUCGGGUCUCGACAGAUACCGGCGCCGGCACGUUCGGAAACGGGGACGUAAGAGACAGCACGCUCAGCUCCGAGCCGCCUCGUCGGUGGGGGAGCCUUCACCGCGCCAGCUGGGCGAGCUCGGUACCGCUCUUGGACCGUAUAGGAAGCUUCGCGCCGUCCGACGCGAGCGUCGCCCAAGCAGUGGAGAUGGAUGACAGCCACGCAGUCCCGCAACCAGCGCGCAUGACGCGCGCCGACUCCGGUACUCUUUCACAAGCAGACGCGGACCGGCUGUGCUCAAACCGCUUCAGCUUCAUCACGUCCGACGAUAAGGUCAAGAUCGACCUUGCGGACGACAACCAGUCUAUCGCGGGUAGCAUUGCCGCCUUUCCCAAGCCCGGCUGCGGCCCUCGUCUGAGCGCCAUCAUGCCCGUCGCCGAGGUCGUUCCCUCGCUUCCAGUCGACGAGCGGUGGUCUGCGUCGACGCUCAACUCGCCAGUGACGGUCAUCGAGGUCUCGCACCCCCCCUUUGCGACGAGCCAACCGCCGGGACAGGCCCCGACGCACGUUGCUCGCCCACACACCGCGGGCAACACCAACCCAGUACUCUUCAACACCGCCAGGGCCGAGGGACACAACGACUCCUCCGACAGCAGACGGGAACUGACUACGUCGACCGACGACGGCGACGCAGACGAAACCGCAACCCUACGCCCGAAAAGCCUCCGCUCACAAGACGGAGAACCCGAAGCAGAAGCAAACCGGGACCCCGGCAGCCUACUCACAAUGUCGGCCCGCGAACUCCGCAACCACUACGCCAACCUCCGCAGCGUCCAGGUCAACAACCUCGCGCACGAUAUGCUCCGCAACCAGGAACGUCUCGAGCUGCGCAUGCACCAGCAGGAGCGGAACCAGAUGCUCUUCAUCGAGCGCCUCGAGCGCUGCAUGAGCGACCUGCGCAGCCUCCCCGGGUCGCCCCUGUUCGGCCCCGGACCGCGGGGGACAGCCCUCGACUGGCCUCUCUGCGGCGGCGGCGUUGGCCUCGGUGGUCUUGUUGGUGACGAUGGCGGAGACGACUACGUCUACGAAGAGCAGCACAUCAGCCGCGAUGCGAGACACGAGGUCCGCGUGCGGAGGACGGGCCGCAUACGCGGGAACACCACCAGCACCACCGCCAGUAGAACAUCCCAACGGCAGCGGCAGUCCGAGGAGUCCCACACUCGGGGGAACGGCGGUGCCGUUCGACGCGGCGGAGACUUUGACGACUUUGACGGGGACUUUGUGAACCUCAUCCACCCCAGACAGAGGCGCCCGUCGACCUCGCACGAGAUCACCCCUCGCACCAGCGUCAGCAUCAGCGGUGGCGGCAGGGCGGUCCGGGGAAGCAGGCACCAGGCGGUGAUGAUGCAGCCGCUCAUCACGCGCGGUGGGCUGGACGCCAUGGAGCCGUUAAUCCGGGAGCUGCAGCUUGCUUCGCGGGUGAGUCUGGAGGCGGCGCGGACGGAUCCGAGGACGGAGACGCCGUUGCCGGAUACGGGGUAUUACUAUAGUAUGAUUUGA
Messenger RNA from Colletotrichum godetiae, 3447 nucleotides. RefSeq lists its product as uncharacterized. NCBI's taxonomy places the organism in Eukaryota, Fungi, Ascomycota, Sordariomycetes, Glomerellales, Glomerellaceae. The transcript has a single exon. The record is from RefSeq and is a predicted model, not a curated record. The coding region runs from base 1 to 3447 and encodes 1148 amino acids.